Dujonia railenensis is the source of this 2067-nucleotide messenger RNA. The record is from the annotation of a GenBank genome assembly. NCBI's taxonomy places the organism in Eukaryota, Fungi, Ascomycota, Pichiomycetes, Serinales, Debaryomycetaceae.
AUGAAUUCCUAUAGUACCGAAGACCCGGUUGCGGAUUUACUUCGUGCUCCAGGUGGAAAUGAAGAAGAUAUACCUGUUAUUCAAAGAGAUCUGGGGCCCAUUGUGGACUAUCCUUAUGGAUACAAACCUAACACCAACGCUAAUGCCCACAGCAAUGGUAACGUCGAAGACCAUCACCAUGAGUAUUCUCAGGUACCAAAUGCAGGACAAGCAUCAUCAUCUCAUCCCCAUAGUCACAUACAGUCCAAUCCGAUAGACGACUACCAAUUGGUUCCACAGGGAAAGUAUAUGUCUACGUAUCCUCCAUUACAGGGAUUGUCGGAGAGUGUACUACCCCCUAGCCUCUCUAUUCAAGCGGCAAUGAAGAGCAGUCUCAACGGGAGUAGCAACAAUAACACUGCUGAAAUGAAUAACAGCAGCAGCAGUAACAAUGUCAAGCACAGCCAGAGCGAGUUUAAUAAUAAUGAAAACGACUCAAAUGAUAACACUGGUGCCGGUAAUGCUCUGAAGAAAAGAAAGGAAUCUACAGGUCCCAAGACAAGACCAGCGUUUGUGAUGAAGAUCUGGUCGAUGGUUAACGAUCCUGCUAACAAGCAGUACAUAGCAUGGAAUGAGGACGGCAAAUCCUUCCACGUAUUUCACAGAGAGGAGUUUAUGAAGUUGAUAUUACCUAAGUAUUUCAAGCACAAUAACUUUGCGUCGUUUGUGAGACAAUUGAACAUGUACGGAUGGCACAAGGUUCAGGAUGUUAACAACGGAUCUUUGUAUAGCCAAGGAAAGGAAAAUGAUAAUGGUGGUGGUGCAGACGAAAUUUUGCAAUUUGAAAACCCAUAUUUUGUGAGAGACAGAGAAGAUCUCUUGGAUAAAAUUCAGAGAAACAAGAAUUCCGGCACGAAUGAUGCGGUUGUUGUCCAAGAUCCAAAUGCUGCUAAUUUCUCGUUGAUUUUGAAUGAAUUAGACCAAAUUAAGUUGAACCAGUUGGCAUUGAGUGAAGAUUUACGUAGAGUUAGAAAGGAUAACAAAACUUUAUGGCAUGAAAAUUACAUAGCGAGAGAGAGACACCAACAACAAGCCCAAACUUUGGAGAAGAUACUUUCAUUUUUGGCAACAGUAUAUGGUAAUUCAGGUGGGAAGAUUUCAGAAGUUGAAAACAGUCCGUUUGAUAUUCACGGGGUUCUUGCACCUUAUAGGCAACAACAGCAACAAAAUAACCAAAAUCUGCACCAACAGCAACAACAGCAGCAACAACAACAACAGCAACCCCAGCAACUGUACGAAUCCGCUUCUCAACCUACAAAUUUCGAAUCUAAUCCUUUUGAUAUGCCUCCUCCAAGCCCUUUCAAUAAACCAAGGUUGAUGUUGAUGAAUAAGGCUUAUCAAAGCUCUCCAGAUUCAAACAGAAAUGGUAGCACUUCUAAUAAUUCAGAAGGUGGUGUUGACUCAGUGGAAGAGAUAAUGAGAUCAUACGAAAACACACCCAAAAAUAAUAAUUUCAACGAUAACAAUGCGCCCCCUGCUAAUAGAGUAUAUCAACACCUUAUUAACCAGGACCAUCCCUCACCAAGGCACUUUUUUCCAGAACUUAAUGGUUUGAAAAAUGGUAAUAAUUAUUUUGAAAGGCCAGGAACCCCACAACCAAUUCAAAAUUCGUCUUCUUUGGCUAACACAAAUGUUGCGAAUUCUCCAGGAAACAACGAUGCUAUGAAUGUAUUGGAGCAGAAUAUCUACAAGCAGGGGCAAUCAAUACAACAAGUACAGGAUUGGAUUCUGAAAUUAGCUGCUCAGCAACAGGAAAUCCAACAAAAUAAUAACAACCUUAGUAAGGCUCUGCAAUUUACACCAAGCCAACAUAUACUUCAAUCACCAUCUCUUCCUCCUGAUUUCCAAGAACAAAAUUUUGACAUAAACAAGCCAGAUUUCGAUGAGUUUGAUGUUAAUGAUUUCUUGGAUUCAGGAAAUGCAGGUUUGCCCCCAACUCCAGUAAUACAAGACCAUAAUACAUAUGGAAGGAAGAGAACGAUUGAAGAAGUGCAUGACGAUGAAGAAGAUAAUACUUCUAAGAAGUAG